This is a messenger RNA of Drosophila gunungcola (fruit fly), 2388 nucleotides long. RefSeq names its product mitochondrial import inner membrane translocase subunit TIM50-B (gene ttm2). Lineage: Eukaryota; Metazoa; Arthropoda; Insecta; Diptera; Drosophilidae. The record is from RefSeq and is a predicted model, not a curated record. Gene Ontology annotation, molecular function: phosphoprotein phosphatase activity.
GUACUCUUCCUCGGCUGUUCAAUACAAAUAUGUCAAAUUUUAUAGUGGCUUAUAAUUAAACUGAAUACCGAAAAAUUGAUCGACAAUUUGGGCGUCGUAUAAAUGUACAAGCUGCCCAUGUCUUCAAUAGCUAUCGUACAGCUGUUUGAUAGAUGCCCGUCGUUUGGUCGCAAGCUUAUUAAUACAUCAAGGGCGUUGACCUUUGGCUUAUGGCGCACAGCGGUCGGCACACUUAAGGAGGUGGCCGACGAACCGGCAAAUCCUGGUGAAAUUUACGGGGCGUGGAAAAAGCCAGGCUGCAGUUUGUGUUUUGGAUUCCAAUCUUGUCUACAUUGCUGCAACACAAAAGCGUCUUUGGUAUUCGUUGCGCUACGGCGCUACUCGACUUAUGAAAAGACGUCUACGCAAAUCCUAUCGAAGCUCUUUUCCCAAACCUUUGCUGAGCUCAACGACGAGGAGAGUCGGAAGCGUCGCAAACGAGAGGAAGAGGAGGAAAUGAAGGAAAUGGAGCGCCGUAUGAAACUAGGUUUUGCACUCUUUGGUAUAGGAGAAUUGCUGUUCUCUUCCUGGGCCAUAUACUAUUUUGGCAAGCCAGCACUGGAUGAACAAGGCAACGAGGUUAUAGACGAGUUUAGUCAACUGUCACUAAUGCAGCAAUACCUAGCUCGGACCUUGAAUUCGGUGAACCACUUUCAACGAUUUAUACAGGAUCCGUCAAGUCAGAAGCUACUUCAACCUCUUCAGGCUCCUUACGUGCAGCCGCCUUAUACCCUGGUGCUUGAGAUUAAGGACGUGUUGAUACAUCCUGAUUGGACCUACGAAACCGGCUGGCGCUUUAAGAAACGACCCGGCGUUGACAUAGUAUUUCUUAAAGAGUGUGCUAAGUAUUUUGAAAUGUUUCCACUGCUCGACGCCCUUGACCCAAACGCUUUUAUUAUAUAUCGUCUGGUUCGUGACUCAACACACUUUGUUGAAGGCCAUCAAGUGAAGAAUCUUGACAACCUGAACCGAGACUUAAAGCGUGUGGUGGUCGUGGAUUGGGACAGAAACUCCACCAAGUUGCAUCCUUCAAAUUGUUUCUCGAUUCCGCGAUGGUCGGGAAACGACAAUGACACGGCUCUUUUUUAUCUUGUGUCGUUUCUAAGUGUCCUGGGCACCAGUGAGAUAGACGAUGUCCGGGAAGUGCUGCAGUACUAUAAUAAGUUUAGUGACCCCAUAUCUCAGUUCCGGGAAAACCAGCGAAAACGUGAGCAAAUGCAGGCUGAUGAACUGGAAAAUAAUAGCAAGUCUAAGCCGGUACUUAAGAACUAAGCCGGGGCUUUAUUAAGCAUUAAAACGUUGUGGUUUUGAUGUGUCUUUUGACUAUUUGUAAUUUACCCAGAUAAUUCAAAUAUAAUUUUCAAAGAAGCUAAUUGAGUACAACUAAUUUUGCACUUGAUUGUCGCUCAAUUUUCUCCACAACUUUUUCAAUCCACUUGUUAUUGUAAUUGCUAGGAUUCUCAUACAUAGUUUUUCUAGUUCACCGCUAUAUUGGUCCCGUUAUCAAUGUUGGCCAUGUUUACACCCUUUAUACGUUAAUCCAUCUUUUAAUUUUAAGGUUUAUUUAAACAUUUUUCACAAAAACUUCUUAAAGUUUUCGAAAUUAUAAGUUUGAUGUUUUAUUAGAUUUAUUUUUUAAUUAUAUGAACAGAGCCAGUUAAUAAGUUAAAAUUAUGACAAUUUCUAUAAAAAUAAAGCACGCGGUUCAAUCUGAUAAAUCUAAUAAUGGCAAGCAGGUCGCGCUUGUCCAGCUGCGAGCCAUUCGCUAGCUCCUUUCCAGUAACUCGAUGAACUGUGAUCUCUCCCAAGACGCUUGACCCCGUGGGUAUGCCAGUAGCUAUUUUGUUGUCUAUUUACGGUAGACAAUGGACUGGAGCACACCAACAAAUGCAAGGCCCUGAGGUGAGAAGUUCCAGCUGUUUAUCGGUGCUUUGUCUCCUUUGAACCAGUGGUUCCUGGUGAUCUACGAAGGAGCCAGCUUCACCUUCCGUGAAGAUUAUAUAAAAGAGCGACUGGCUUUUCGGGGCUAUCUAUAUUGUCAGGGAAAUGCAAAACAAACCGCCUAAGAAAAACUGGCUUCCAAAAAUGUUCUACACAGAGGCUGAGGUCACCGAGAAACUAAUAAAGUAUAUGGUAAAUAAACUGUUGAUGAACUGUUUAAGGGAAACCAGGAAAAAAUCUGUCAUUGGCUUCGAAUAGCGAAAAAAAGCAAUACCUGGCUUUUAAUGGCAAUCGAUACUCCUUCACGGCCGAGAUCAACGUGAAACGAAAUACUUCUUAUAAAAAGAAUGAUAUGGUCCUACCAGGGCCUUUAGACUACCCAAUUUUAUGGCUUGCAUAUUUGCCUAA